Messenger RNA from Zootoca vivipara (common lizard), 2133 nucleotides. It is a transcript of the gene SSTR2, whose product is annotated as somatostatin receptor 2. Gene Ontology annotation, cellular component: neuron projection; plasma membrane. The record is from RefSeq and is a predicted model, not a curated record. Gene Ontology annotation, molecular function: neuropeptide binding; somatostatin receptor activity. Lineage: Eukaryota; Metazoa; Chordata; Lepidosauria; Squamata; Lacertidae. Gene Ontology annotation, biological process: cellular response to estradiol stimulus; cellular response to glucocorticoid stimulus; neuropeptide signaling pathway.
AUUGGCAGAAUGGACUGAGCUGGACAGAGGGCACUCUCUGGGUAUCAGGAGACCACAGGAGUCAGAAAAAAAGGCUGGAAUCUUGUCGUUUGGGGAUGCAAGUGCCCCCCCCCAGCUGUUGACAACAUGCCUCUGCCAGAAAACAAGGCGCUCCAAUGGCCUCUCCGUCUCCGUGUGUGUGCCAUAGAAUGAGCGAAGGAUACAGUUCGGCAGCAGUUUAUCCAAAGCACUAAUAGUGUUGAUAAAAGGAAAAAAAUCUGUUUCCACUUGAUCCUCCCAUAUUGCCUUGGACCACCCUGACCCAAUUGACAUGAGAGGGUUUCUUGCCUGAAGAGUACUCUUUGCCCGUGACAACAGCUGCACCAUGGGCCUUGAGAAUGAUUUGCCCAACACCACAGCCUUCUGGUUCCCCUCGCCGUCUCAGUUUGACAGCUUCCCCCCAGAGACUCCUGCCGCCAACACCUCCAUCAACAUCACAAGCCACCACUAUGACUUGACUAGCAAUGCCAUCCUCACCUUCAUGUACUUUGUGGUGUGCAUUGUGGGCCUCUGCGGGAACACUCUGGUCAUCUAUGUCAUCCUCCGUUACGCCAAAAUGAAGACGAUCACCAACAUCUACAUACUCAACUUGGCUAUAGCGGAUGAACUGUUCAUGUUGGGGUUGCCUUUCCUGGCUAUGCAGGUGGCUCUGGUUCACUGGCCCUUCGGGAAAGCCAUCUGCCGGGUCGUCAUGACAGUAGACGGGAUCAAUCAGUUCACCAGCAUCUUCUGCCUCACAGUCAUGAGCAUUGAUAGGUACCUUGCUGUGGUCCAUCCUAUAAAAUCUGCCAAGUGGAGGAGACCAAGAACAGCAAAGAUGGUCAAUGUAGCUGUCUGGGGUAUCUCCCUUCUGGUCAUACUACCCAUCAUGAUAUAUGCUGGAGUGAGCAAUAACCACGGGAAUAGUAGCUGUACCAUGAUCUGGCCAGAUGACUCGCUUGCUUGGUAUGUUGGCUUCAUCAUCUAUACCUUCAUCUUGGGCUUCUUGGUGCCCCUCACCAUCAUCUGCCUUUGCUACCUGUUUAUCAUCAUCAAGGUCAAGUCCUCUGGCAUCAGGGUGGGCUCCUCCAAGAGGAAAAAGUCAGAGAAGAAGGUCACCAGGAUGGUCUCCAUUGUCGUUGCCGUCUUCAUCUUUUGCUGGCUUCCCUUCUAUAUCUUCAACGUCUCGUCGGUCUCUGUUUUGAUCGAGCCAACCCCUGUCCUCAAGGGCAUGUUUGAUUUUGUAGUGGUCCUCACCUACGCCAACAGCUGCGCCAACCCCAUCCUUUAUGCCUUCUUGUCCGACAACUUCAAGAAGAGCUUCCAAAAUGUCCUCUGCCUUAUGAAAGUCAGUGGCAUGGAUGAAGCCGACAGGAGUGACAGCAAGCAGGACAAGUCUAGGCUAAACGAGGCCACAGAAACCCAGAGGACAUUGCUCAAUGGAGACCUUCAGACAAGCAUCUGAAAGAUCUCCGCCCACUCAUCUCCUUCCUGCUUCUUCACAGAAGCCCACAGCGAGUCAGCAUAAUGGCCUUUGGUCCUUCUUUCAAGGGAAUGGUAAUGCAUGCGAAGGAUUGGUUCAGGGGACAGACUUGCUUCUCGGCCAACAGCAGGCUGGUUUUAAGGAUAUUAAUCGAAAGGAGAAGUAUAUUAUGGGAGUGAUCGACUAGAAAUACUCAUAAAUGUGUACACACUUGUACAUGCAUGUUUGAAUACAAGGGAUGAUGCAAUAUUGGUAGUAUCCCUGUGCUAAAUCCAUUUGAGUUAAUUUGAACUUUUUUAUAUAUAUUAAAAAAACACACCAAUGCUUCACAGGUCAGAUUUUCCACACAAGGUCUAAAAAUUCAAAAGCUCCAUCUCCAAUAUUUGAGUUAAAUUAUUAAAAGAAGAACUUGGCUGACACACAGAGACGCCGGAAUAAGGACGAAGGUGAUAAGUAUUCCACAAGUUCACGUACUGAAUUAUAUAUAUGUUUUUUAUCAAGCUAUCCUCUUUGCAGUCACCACCACCCCUUCUAAAUGAUAGGUGCUUUGAAAGUUUGGCUCGAUGUGCUUUUCAAGUAGGCAAAACGUUAAGCUCAUAUGUUUUAUAUAAAAUCAAAAAAUGUCAUGAGAU